Messenger RNA from Vitis vinifera (wine grape), 396 nucleotides. RefSeq lists its product as uncharacterized. The record is from RefSeq and is a predicted model, not a curated record. Bases 64 to 396 code for a protein of 110 amino acids. The transcript has 3 exons. Lineage: Eukaryota; Viridiplantae; Streptophyta; Magnoliopsida; Vitales; Vitaceae.
GUACAAAGAGAAUUUUCUGGUAAAAUUAGUUCAGAUUUUUCAUAGAAAGCAGAAAAUUUAUGAAUGGAGAGGAAGAGAAAGGAGGUUGAUAAAGGGAAAAGUAAGUCCCAUUUGGCUUUCUCUAGUGGGAGUAUCCACUCUCAGGCACCAAAGGCACCUAUGAAGAUGGAACAAGAUGGAUCACCCACAACUAAAGCAAAAGCGGCAUUACAUUAUGAUAAUAUUGAUGAGAUCAUGAAAAAGGCGAGAUUUGGUGAAGCACGAGACACAUCUCCGAAGAUCGAAAAAGAUGGAUCAUCGGGGAGUAAAGCAAAAGCAGAAUCAUAUGCACUUAACGAGAUCAUCUCAAAGGCAAGAUUUGGUGUAGUUUGUUGCUUGCACAAAAAUUAUUUUUAG